Messenger RNA from Haliotis rubra (blacklip abalone), 1777 nucleotides. Its product is annotated as KAT8 regulatory NSL complex subunit 2-like. The transcript is spliced from 9 exons. NCBI's taxonomy places the organism in Eukaryota, Metazoa, Mollusca, Gastropoda, Lepetellida, Haliotidae. The record is from RefSeq and is a predicted model, not a curated record. Gene Ontology annotation, cellular component: NSL complex. The coding region runs from base 128 to 1453 and encodes 441 amino acids.
GUCGAUUCAGAAAGAAGGGCACUGUCAAUCUGUGGUGCAACAUUUCCAAGUAUAGAGUCUGGGUUCCCAGGAAUACUAUCUCUGAUCAUUUACGUAACACGGCACAAACAGUCAGCUUCCUGUAGCCAUGAUACGAGGCAGAGUCCAAGCUCUCCGUGGUGUCAAAGGACGGUUGCCAGCUGAAGGCUUGUUCUGCAACUACAGCCACAGGACAUGUAUGCAGAACCGUCUCAAAGACUCUGAAUACUGCCUCAAGCAUAUCCUAGAAGAUAAAAACAGUCCCUUCAAACAGUGUAGUUUUGUGUCAGGGAAAAAUGGAAAGAGAUGCCCAAAUGCUGCACCCAAGUCUGACCGCAAGGAAGGCUACUGCCACGAUCAUGCUAAGAAGGCAGCCAUCUUGAGACAGAGAGCCCAGCGUAAGAAGAAACCUAGAGAGACAUCAGAGAGUCUGUUAGAAGAACUUGCCCAACACCAUGGACCAGCCGCCACAGUGAUAGAGCCAGCUGUACCCGAUCCACGCAAGUCACGACUACCCUCGGAUAGCCUUGCUAACAAAGUCCUAGAUUAUGCCAGUUCAAGCGAUUCCGAGACAGAGUCUCCCCUAGUGGACCAGGCAUGGCGAGGUGAUGGGGACAGUGAUGCUGAGAGUAUCGACAGUGAACAGGAGGACCCACUCAAACAUGCAGGUGUAUACACAGCAGAGGAGGCCACCCUGAUCCUGCGGGACAAGCUGAUUCGACUCCAGUCCCUGUACAUCGACCAGUUCAAGCGACUCCAGCAUGUGCUCAAAGAAAAGAGGCGUAAAUAUCUGCACACACACAAGCAGGAACGGGAGACAUUAGGUAGUAUAAAGGUGUACAAGACAGACCCAGAACAGAAGGAGAAGUACCUGAAACUGAAGGCUCUCAAGAGGUACCACAAGAGCUAUGGCAAGGAGGCAUUACUGCAUCGUAGUUGCAAACAGAGAAGAAUUGCUGUGUCAGAGGGCAACCACUACAGACCUCCAUCUUACGCUAAGUGCAUCCACUUGGAUAAAUCUGGAGUGAAGUGCAGUGCUCGAACACUGCCCCUGUCCAAGUACUGCAUUGUCCACAUCUUGAAUGACCCAAGCCAAGUGUUGUACCAGCCUUGCCGCUUUGAGAAUGGCAAGUGUGGUCGUCCAGUAGCCCCAUGCACAGAUGCCGUGUUCUGUGUGCUCCACACUCAACUACAGGAAGCAGUGUAUCGUAUACCACUGACAAGCCAGGAAUCGGAAAGUGUUGCGGUCACUGACGAGAAGCAUGUCAUAGAGAAAGACAAAUCAGACGCAGCUGCCACCACAAGAGCCACAAACCUUGAGUCCAUGUUGCGGAAGACAGAGACGGUUGUUACCCAGACACCUCGAACCCCUAGUUAUGAAAUUAGGUUGGAAGAAGCGAGUGAUCCGGGUCAGGACGGAAUGGAUACCAGCUGAACAACAUGGACAUUAAUGUGCAUGGAAGGGUUGAAUGAAGAGGAUUUACAAUGCAAUAGUCCUCUGUCCUGUAUAUGUGUCGGGCUGAAACAGACUGAUGAUCACACUAUGCAACAUUCAUCUGAAGUUGCCCCCAGUGAAUCUUUCCUUUCAGUAUAUGCUGUAUGGAAAAAUAAUAUCAUUACGCUGAUAUCACACUGCAAGGCUUGUGGCUAUCCAAGACUGUUGACAUUAGUGCUGGUUAUCGUUCACGGUAUGCAGAUCCAUAAUGGGAGUUUAGUAAUUGAUCAAUAGUCGAUUGUGCUUGUAAACCCUACCACAAAA